AUGCGCAGCCUGGCCAGUACUGGCGGGGGGUGGGCACGGGCGCGCGCCGCCCUGGCCGACGGACGGAGGCACCGCGCCGUUGCGGAACCCCGCGGGCGAGGCCCCGCGCCGCCGCGGACGGUACCCGGGGCGGGCGCGCAGCGGCACGCCCGCCGCGCCGAGAGGGCGCUGCGGCGGGCGCAGGCGGCGGCGCUGGAGCGGCCACCGCUCCGGUUCGCCGUGGGCGCUCGCGUCGAAUGCAACUGCGGAGACUGGCUCCUCGGCGUGGUGGUGAGGCACUGGUACACGGAGCCUGGCUGGCCAGAGGAUGAAGUCACGCCGUAUCAGGUCAAGCUGGACAACGGCAGCACCAUCUACGCGCCAGCCGAUGAGGACGACUGCAUCCGGGCCGCCCAGGGCAUCAACGCGUAUGGCAAGAUUCCAGUGACAGUGCUCACCGGCUUCCUCGGUGCUGGUAAGACUACCUUGCUCAAUUAUAUCUUGGACAACCAGGUAGGUAAAAGAUACGCAGUAAUCGAGAACGAAUUCGGAGAGGUUCCCAUCGAUGAGAUGUUGCUGGACCAAGACGUGGGCAAGAAGGAAACCGUGGAGUCCAUUACUGUCCUUGACAACGGGUGUCUCUGCUGCACGCUGCGCGACGACCUCGCAGUCGCUAUUAGGGAGAUUAUUAACACCGUCGAGGACAGGAUCCUGGAAGGCGUGCCGAACGCGAUGCUCGAUGGAAUCUUGAUAGAGACCACCGGCAUGGCAGACCCGGGGCCCAUCUGCAAGACGUUCGGGUCCGACCCGGUGGUGCAGAGGCAUUGCAAGAUCGACGGAGUCCUCACAAUGGUCGACGCGAGGCACUUCCUGGAGCAGCUGGACAGGGAGCGCUCCCCAGGUGCGGUGAACGAGUCUGCGCAGCAGAUCGCGUUCGCCGACAAGAUUCUCCUCAACAAGGUGGACGCGGUGGACGACUCCCUCGUCGAGGAGACUGCCGCCGCCAUCCGCCGCAUCAACAACUUGGCGCCCAUCCGGAAGUGCAGCAUAGCCAAGAGGCCGGACGAGGUCCCCAUCGAAGAGCUGCUUGCCAUCGAUGCCUUCGACGCUACCAAGCUGCUCGAAGACGGCAGGGAUUUCGACGAGGUCCUCAGACCAGUGGUCGCUGACAGGGCGGACUGUGCAGAUCCGUAUUCUGUCGGGUGCCCCGACGAGAAUUUGCCUGGAUGGAUUCGGAAUGCGGGCUUUUCUACGCCAGCCACAGCAUCCCGCCACGACACAGAUAUCGGCACGAUGGUGCUCGAGAUGGCUGGGUCAGCGCUGUGUGUGAACAAAUUCAACGCCUUUGUGAACAAGCUCUUGGACGAGCAGUCCGUGGAUCUGUACCGGUACAAGGGUGUGCUGGCGGUGGAGCAGGAAGGGCACACAGUGCGCUACGUGAUCCAGGGUGUCCACGACAUGAUGGAGGUGUCAUUUUCAGGCGCUUGGCCUCGAGAUAGGCCAGUGAGUACACAGGUGGUCCUAAUCGGUCGGAAGCUCGACAGGGAGAAGCUCAACGAGAGGUUCUUGAAGUGCGCUGUCAGCUCUGUCUGAAGCGCCCAGUCCCUGACAUGUUUUUCGGGCUUGACGGGGAGUAACUAGCAACAUUGGAGAACGGCGCAGACCAGAUGUUUAUAAGCACCUUCCAAGGCAUGUCAACUAUCCACCGUUUCAAUCGUCCAGAUAUUUGUCAAUAUCCUUGCAUGCUGUAGACCACUAUGCAGCAGGCCAUCAUAUCGGACUGCACAGUGCAGAUUGGAGAUUGGGAGCUGCGCGCGCAGUUCAUGGCAGGAUCUGACACAGUAAUUGUUGGCACGCAUGCGUGCAUGCCGAGCUUGUGCUGGAAGCGCUGGUCGCUACAGCUUGUGUUGUGGGUUCUCUGUGGGCACUGCGACAGCAGAGCUGCGAGGGGGCCGUGAGGAAGACGUCGCAAACGGUCCCGCCC
Prorocentrum cordatum is the source of this 1963-nucleotide messenger RNA. The record is from the annotation of a GenBank genome assembly. Lineage: Eukaryota; Dinophyceae; Prorocentrales; Prorocentraceae.